GCUUUAUUUCAAUCUCACAGGCAUGACACAGGCUAAACAAUUAUUUAGAUCCAUGGCUUUGUUAAGCCUUUGGGGAAAUAAUGCCUAAAGUAUGCUAAGCCGCUUUGCCGAACUCUGUCAGACUCAUCUUUUGCUCAAACUGUCUGCCUCUGCCCUUCCUCUCCUCCUUCCUCUGCACCCAUGGGUGGGAUGAGAACCCCUUACUGACUGGCAGUCGCUUGCCGGCUAUGUGCGUGACAGUAUACUGGGAAAAGGUGUUCCAGGACCCCCGGCUGCUAAAUGGUAACACUUCAGCACUGUGGCGUGACACAGGUCACUGGAGAGCACAAGAAGAAUGCUGCGGUUGGCAGAGGAGAGCAGAGAGACGGGGGUCAACACCGUGACCAUGUUGGAUGAACAGGGUGAGCAACUCAAGAGUGUAGAACAAGGCAUGGACCAAAUCAACCAGGACAUGCACAAGGCUGAGAAGGAUCUGAGUGACCUGUCCAAGUGCUGUGGCUUGUGUGUGUGCCCCUGGAAUAGAGUGGCGUCGAUUGAACAUGAUUCAAGGUACAGGCAGACCUGGGGCCUUGGCAUCGACAAUGCCGGCGGCCCCAAUGCAGAUGCAGUCGAUGGGGGGAAUCCUGCAGUUUUGUCCAGCCAGCCCCCCAGAAUCCACAACGGCAUGCCUACCUCCGCAGCACCUUCAGGGCCAUACAUAAAGAGGAUAACCAAUGAUGCUCGGGAGGACGAGAUGGAGGAAAACUUGGGUCAGGUGGGAAAUAUCAUCGAUAACCUGAAGUCCUUGGCCGUCGACAUGGGCACGGAGAUCGAUAAGCAGAACAAACAGAUCGACCGCAUUACCGACAAGGCUGAGAUUAAUAAGGCACGCAUUGAUGACGCAAACCAGAGAGCCAACAAACUCAUCAAAUAGAGUACAGAACAGAUUGUUCUCUCUUCCAUUACCAGCUCCCCAUUUUAUCUCUCAUCCAUCUAGCUCAUAAACAGUUUUGUCUUGGGCAAAGAGAGAGGUUUAUGUGGUAUGGUGUCAGGCCCUGAAGAAACCUGCUCCCGCCAAAUGUUACCUUAUCAUUCUGAAUAACGUGGAAAAUUCAGGGUUGUUUUAAGUCCAAUGUUUCCUUAACUUCUAAAAUGGAAUGGAACUUAAAACAUGUUUCUAAUCAUAUCAUUCAUCAUUCUUUUUUUGUGUAGUGGUUAAACUCGCAUAGUUUUUAUUUCAAGUAAAAUGUCACAGUGAUCCCUAUGACUCUGACCAGAGUAAGUGGUUAGAAGAGAGAUGGAUGGGUAUUAAAAUGAUGAUGUGCAAUUAAGUGGUUCUUUCUUGCUCUUAUUGCCAAAAUGGUUAGUCUGCAAUAUGGAGUAUUGUCCGAUUCUAAUAAUGUAACUUUUAAAUUGUUUCAAAUUUGGACAGUUGUAUAACUUUCCGUCCUGUGUGGUCAGCCUCCAUUCUGUGCUUUGAAGGCUUAUUUCUGUUUGAUUUGCAUGGCUAUACUGUACUAGCAAUACAGUCAUAGCAUUGUUCCAUUAUGAAGCCUUUACUGAACAAGCUCACUGUGAAAGAGGGUAACAAACCUGAUUUUAUUUGUUUAUCCAUUGUUCCUUUGCUUGUACAGGCCUUAUUUGACCACAUGCUGUAUAUCUUUACAACCUCAUAAGUGAUAUUGUUUUUAUCACAUAUUUUAGUUUAAAUUCAGUUGCCAUUGUCUUAAUAAAAUGUCAUAUGUUCCAAAUGUUUGUGAACUAGUCUCGUCUAAGAUGGUAGACCUCCUUAAUUUGAUACAGAAUGUAGAAUAUCUGGAGGUAAUUGUAUGAAAAUAAUUUGCUGAUGAAGAAACCCCAGGUGGUGGAAUGGGGCUGUGUUGUAACAGCCGUGUACCAGCAUGUUUCCUUCGUGUGACUGAGAGAUCAUCCCUGAAAAGCUGAAUUUUAAAAUUAAUUAGGUUCCUUUCAUUCUAUGUGUUAAUAACCCUGCGUAAUGCAAUCGCAAUCAUGUAUGACUAAAAUGAAACAUAAUCUGAUCUUGGGCCAGCUGAUUGUAAAAGAUGCCAAUUGUUUAAUUUUUACAGCCAUUUGUCAAUUGAGGUAGCCAUAACUAGCCAUAAUUAUGUAAUUACGUGCUCGAUGUCAGCAGUUUGCAUAUGAUGCAAGUAAUUUAGGUCAUUUUAGAAUUCAGUAUGUGAAUAUUGUUUUUAUAUAAGCUGUUUGUUCAUAUUUAAUUUUUCUUCACUUUAUAAAUUAGCAUUUCUGCCUCCUUGUUAAGUAUAAAGUUCUAAAUAUAUUAAUAAAGUAUUCAAAUUGUUUUUU
Messenger RNA from Paramormyrops kingsleyae, 2304 nucleotides. NCBI's taxonomy places the organism in Eukaryota, Metazoa, Chordata, Actinopteri, Osteoglossiformes, Mormyridae. The record is from RefSeq and is a predicted model, not a curated record.